UAAAUUAUAUAACUCUAUGCUAAAUGCUCCAGAAGUUAAUCAGUGUACAAAACUCCUUUUACAGGAAGAGUGCAAAGCACUCUUCCUUUGUAUGAGGAACAACAUGACUGAGUUAUAUGAGGAGUUAAUUUCACAAUCAAUUUCAAAACUUGCAGAACAGUUUACCUUAACCCAUAAUUG
Molecule: messenger RNA, 180 nt
Organism: Dentiscutata erythropus
Lineage: Eukaryota; Fungi; Glomeromycota; Glomeromycetes; Diversisporales; Gigasporaceae
Source: the annotation of a GenBank genome assembly